UUUUCUUAUUUUUAUUUAUUAUAUAUAUAUAUAUAUUGUUGUUAAUUGCGCAUAGUUACGCUAAUAAGUGUCUGCGAAACUUCAACAGAGAGGCAGAACAGCCGGAACAAGAUGUUUUGAUAGAGGAACGUUAUUUGUGAGUUGAGCAAUGAAACAGCAAAAAAUUGAAAGAAUUUAGAAUUGAAAGCUACCUCAAAAUAACACCAUGAUUGGGCCCAGUUCACAAGUCAGCAAGAUACUGUUGACGCUGCUGUUUCUGUUGAUAAUCUUCUACAUUUUUAUGGAUGUGGAGCUAUAUCUGCGGAUUCACAACUAUGUUAUUGAACGGAAUUACCACACGAACACCUCAACAGUAGCCGCACCCUCGCCGCUAGCCCAGCUAGCACCACCAGCAGCAACAUCGGACCUCAGCAGCAGCAGCAGCAGCAGCAGCAGUACGAAACUUCCCACCGCUGAGAAGGAGCCGUCCUAUGAAGAUCACACAUGGAUAUCUUGUGAUAUAAACCCGCUCUGCCAUGUUACUGUCAAGGCCAUUUUGCUGGACCACACGAACCACUACCUUUUCGCGCCGCUCGCCACCAUGUUCGACAAUGUAAUUGGAUUCUCCCGCUCCACGUUCAUCACGCCCAAUAUGAUAUCAUUUUUCCACGUGGGUGUGGCAUGUUUGUCCGGCAAGCUGGUGGCGUCCGACAGCCUGGGAUACAGACGGCUCGGCGUGCUCCUCUUCCAGAUACGCACCUUCCUGGACGAUUUGGAUGGACAUGUGGCCCGCGUGAGGAAACAUAUUCGUGGGGAGCGCUCCGAAAUUGGCACGUCCGGCUACUAUGUGGACGGCCUGUGCGAUGGACUCGGCUGCAUUGCCCUACUGCUGGGCAUCUUCUUUUACCUGAAAAACAACCCGCCUCGACGGGGCUACUCGAUCAUACCAAUGAGUGACCCCAAAUCACCUGAGCCGACAAUGAUUCCAAAAAUGAAGGCAACCACACGAAAAGUGGCCAAAAAUGUGAUUAGCUUCACGGGCCAGCUCUUGCUCAGUUCGACUGCGUGGAAUCGCUAUAUAGCGGUCUACCAGAACAUGCUGGAGCGGGAAGAUGUGAGCAGCAGCCAGUACCUUUGCCAGAACUACGUAUUCAAGUCCACUUGGUUCUUCUGUGUGGCGUGGAUGUGGCGCAUUGUUAAUGUACACUCGCUGCUCCACCUUGUGCUGCUCAGCAUUUUUUGCGACAAGCUUUGGGACUUUUUGAGAACGAUACGUUAUAGCGGUUAUAUUAUAUUGUUGGUUGCAAUUUGCUUAACGGAAAUGCACAUAUUGGAGGCCCAGAACUACAUUUUUAAUUCGACAGCGUGCAGUAAUAUUUCACUGUGAUUUUAUUAAUAUUACGAGAAAAUACAAUAAUAUUUGUGUAGCGGAA
Drosophila subobscura is the source of this 1412-nucleotide messenger RNA. It is a transcript of the gene Cpes, whose product is annotated as ceramide phosphoethanolamine synthase. The transcript is spliced from 2 exons. Lineage: Eukaryota; Metazoa; Arthropoda; Insecta; Diptera; Drosophilidae. Bases 206 to 1366 code for a protein of 386 amino acids. The record is from RefSeq and is a predicted model, not a curated record.